This is a messenger RNA of Medicago truncatula (barrel medic), 1359 nucleotides long. RefSeq names its product superoxide dismutase [Fe] 3, chloroplastic. The coding region runs from base 183 to 971 and encodes 262 amino acids. The record is from RefSeq and is a predicted model, not a curated record. The transcript is spliced from 9 exons. Gene Ontology annotation, cellular component: chloroplast nucleoid. Gene Ontology annotation, biological process: superoxide metabolic process. Gene Ontology annotation, molecular function: superoxide dismutase activity; metal ion binding. Lineage: Eukaryota; Viridiplantae; Streptophyta; Magnoliopsida; Fabales; Fabaceae.
CGGGGUCGUGUCCGGUCGGAGUUGAAUACUGGUUACGUUAUCUUUUACUGACAGAGAAACAAAGCAAAUAGUCUGAGAAGAAGCAAGACAUUCAUCACCACCACCAUCUUUCAGUUCACCUUAGCUUGUGUUUGUGUUUCAACCGCAUCGUUUUCAGCAUCUUGUGUUGGAACAGAGUACCUAUGGCUUCCUGUUACUUAAACCCUAUUCCGACUAGCUCUCGUCUCUUUUCACCAGACUUAUCUACAAAAUUCAAGAUUCCUAAGCUUCUUCACAGGAAAAAGAGGUUUGGUGUCUUGCCCAGAUCUUCAAAAGUUACAGCAUUUUAUGGCUUGAAGACCCCUCCCUACGAACAUGAUGCAUUAGAGCCAUAUAUGAGUAAGCAGACAAUUGACGUGCACUGGGGAGAGCAUCAUCGGAAUUUUAUUGAAGGUUUGAACAAACAGCUCGGGAAGGAUGAUAUACUUUAUGGUUACACCUUGGAUGAACUGGUCAAAGUGACAUACAACAAUGGCAAUCCUUCACCUGAGUUCAACAAUGCAGCUGAGGUUUGGAAUCAUGACUUCUUCUGGGAAUCCAUGCAACCGGGAGGAGGUGAUAUACCCAUACUAGGUCUCCUUCAACAGAUUGAAAAGGAUUUUGGAUCAUUUACGAAUUUCAAAGAAAAGUUUACAGAAGCUGCACUUACAUUGUUUGGUUCUGGCUGGGUUUGGCUAGUUUUGAAGAGAGAAGAGAAACAAUUAGCCAUUGUUAAAACUUCAAAUUCCAUUUGCCCAAUUGUGUGGGGUGAUAUACCAAUUAUCAAUUUGGAUUUGUGGGAGCAUGCAUACUAUCUAGAUUACAAGAAUGACAGAGCAAAGUAUGUGAAUGUAUUUCUGAACCACCUUGUGUCUUGGAAUGCUGCAACGGAACGCUUGACAUGGGGAGAGGCUUUUGUGAACUUGGGAGAACCUAAAAUUCCUGUUGCAUAAAAUAUUGAAAUGCUGAAUGAUUACUAUACUUAUGAACAAGACAUCUUAAAUGGAGUUGGCUUGAAAUUCAAAGGCUUCACAUGUCAUAGGGUUUGUCGUAUAACCAGCCAGAAAGGAAGGAAUGGAUCAGUCAUUGAUUGAGUACAACAUCCAUUGUGUCCCGUGUGCUUCUUUCUGGUUAUCUAUUUUUGCUGUGUUAGUGUAGGACUGAGGAAAAUCUGUAAUAUGGAGGGAUGUAGUCGUGAACUUAGAAUAGGAGACAAGGAUUUUUCAAUGUAGAAUGAGAUAGAAAAAGAACAUGUUUUUGACUUAUUAUAGUCUAGUUGUAUGGAACGGUAACUUAAAAAAUAAGGUACUUUGCAAUUUUGUAUGAAACUCGGAUUGCCAA